Phialemonium atrogriseum is the source of this 2520-nucleotide messenger RNA. RefSeq names its product chitin synthase D. Bases 1 to 2520 code for a protein of 839 amino acids. Gene Ontology annotation, molecular function: chitin synthase activity. The transcript is spliced from 3 exons. Gene Ontology annotation, cellular component: cell septum; cell periphery. Lineage: Eukaryota; Fungi; Ascomycota; Sordariomycetes; Cephalothecales; Cephalothecaceae. The record is from RefSeq and is a predicted model, not a curated record.
AUGGCGGACGAUAUCACCGAAACAUGGCCGGUCAAGGAUAUUGUAUACACGGCCAUCGUUGGGCUGGUCAUGAUAGCGGCCUUGCUCGAAUGGUUCUUGUGGAUAGCAGCGUUUACGUACUGCCUGUGGAAAGUCUUUUGGAAGGCUGAACACUGGACUGUCAGGGUACUGGCUGUAGUGGUUGCGAUUGCAUUCAUCUUGCUAAGAUGCAUAUUCCUGCCCAUCAUGCUCGUCACCCUACCACUUCCAAGCACGAUCGUCAAGUACUGGCCCACUUCCAUGGUCGCCAUCCUCCAAUGGUUUGCCUUCUGGAGCUUCGCAGGGCUGCUGACCAUUCCCUGGCUCUUCUGCGUCUACCAGAUCGUAACGCACCAGCUGGGGAGAACGAAAAGGAUAAAGCAGGUUCUCGACGAGACUUCGGCCCCGAAAGUCGUCAUCGUCAUGCCAUGCUAUAAGGAAGAGCCGGAAAUCCUCAUCACGGCGAUGAACUCGGUCGUCGAUUGCGAUUAUCCGCCAUCUUGCAUCCACGUCUUCCUUUCCUUCGACGGCGACCAAGAGGACGAGCUAUAUCUCAAAACCAUCGAGAAACUCGGCGUCCCUUUGACACUGGAGUCGUAUCCUAAGAGCAUCGACGUCACGUACAAGGCGGCGAGGGUCACCAUCUCCCGAUUCCCCCACGGCGGAAAGCGGCACUGCCAGAAGGCCACCUUCAAGCUGAUCGACAAAGUCUACCACGAAUAUCUCAAGAGGAACGACAACCUGUUCAUCCUCUUCAUUGAUUCCGACUGUAUUCUGGAUCGAGUGUGCCUCCAAAAUUUCGUAUACGACAUGGAGCUGAGCCCCGGGAACCGCCGCGAUAUGCUGGCAAUGACAGGGGUUAUCACGUCGACAACACGGAAGCAUAGCAUUAUCACCCUUCUGCAGGAUAUGGAGUACGUCCACGGCCAGCUUUUCGAGCGAACAGUCGAGUCUGGCUGCGGCGCUGUCACCUGUCUCCCUGGGGCCUUGACAAUGCUACGCUUCUCGGCAUUCCGCCGGAUGGCCAAAUACUACUUCGCCGACAAGGCGGAGCAGUGCGAAGACCUGUUCGACUUUGCCAAGUCCCAUCUAGGAGAGGACCGCUGGCUGACCCAUCUGUUCAUGAUCGGAGCCAAGAAGCGAUACCAGAUCCAGAUGUGCACAUCGGCCUUUUGCAAGACGGAAGCCGUCCAGAGCGUGCGAUCCCUGAUCAAGCAGCGUCGCCGCUGGUUCCUCGGUUUCAUCACCAACGAGGUCUGCAUGCUGACCGACUGGCGCCUGUGGAAACGAUACCCAAUCCUGAUCAUGGUCCGUUUCAUGCAAAACACCAUCCGGACCACCGCGCUUCUCUUCUUCAUCAUGACGGUCGCGCUCAUCAGUACGGCGAAGAAGGUUAACGAUCUCCCUGUCGGCUUCAUCGCCAUUUCCCUUGGCUUGAACUGGUUGAUGAUGAUCUACUUCGGUGCAAAGCUGAGGCGGUUUAAGAUCUGGCUUUAUCCGAUGAUGUUCAUUCUCAACCCUUUCCUCAAUUGGUACUACAUGGUCUAUGGCAUCUUCACCGCAGGGCAGCGCACCUGGGGUGGCCCACGCGCGGAUGCUGCCACGGCUGACUCGACCACCACAGCUCAGGAGGCAAUCGAGAAAGCCAAGGAAGCCGGAGACGAGCUCAACAUCGUCCCCGAGUCGUUCAUUCCCGCGGCCGAGGCGAAGAAGGAGAAGGGCUUUGGCAAGCGCGCGAGGAAGAACGACAUCGUUCAAGAUCUGGGGAGGUCGCGCAGUCUUUUACAGCCACCCGACAAAAUUGCCGGCAAGUUCGCUGCACCUGAGAGAACACCAAGCGGCUGGUACCAGCACCCAGAUGACUCCAUGGCAAUUGUCGAAGCCCUUGCGGACUCGUCAGCCUACGGAGGCAAGAGACACGGACCUCAUCGCCGCGACUCGUUUGACAGCACUUUCUCGGCCCAGACUGGCAGCUACUCGGUGCACAUGCCGCGCCGCGUCGAGAGCAUCAUGGGCGAGGAAGAUCGCCGCAAGUACGAGCUAGCCCAAUCUAGCCAACUAAACCAGUUCAUGGCAAACUCGAGGCUCUUCCAGGGCCCGUCACCUGGCCAAGUCUACGAGUUCUCCGACGCCGAGCUACAACGAGCAGGCUUCACCGAUCCGGUGGACUCCCCACCCAACGCCGCCAGUACUGCGAGCCGGCCGGCGCAUCGGAGACUUGCCAGCAAUGGCAGCCUGACGUCUCGAACGUCGUCGUCCGAACAGAACUCACAGGGGCUGCCGCAGGACCCCACCAGGGCCAGUCUUCAGCACCCUCAGCCUCCGCCCAGCGCAUCGGCAAGGACCGGGAGGAGCCCAUUGGGGCGGGCCAGCUGGGUACGGACAUCCACCGUGGACGAGGUGCGAGAUGAGAUCGAGGCAUCACAUCUUGAUCCGGACAGCGGAGAGACAUCCCCAAGAAUGGGACAGGGCCCAUGGCCGGGAAGGAGCGGGCCCCAGUAA